Messenger RNA from Centruroides sculpturatus (bark scorpion), 1648 nucleotides. RefSeq lists its product as uncharacterized. The record is from RefSeq and is a predicted model, not a curated record. The coding region runs from base 603 to 1511 and encodes 302 amino acids. The transcript has a single exon. Gene Ontology annotation, molecular function: DNA helicase activity. Gene Ontology annotation, biological process: telomere maintenance; DNA repair. NCBI's taxonomy places the organism in Eukaryota, Metazoa, Arthropoda, Arachnida, Scorpiones, Buthidae.
GAGAUUUUCAAUCAAGGUUUGAUUGAAAUAGAGAAUAUGGUGGUCUGUCUAUCUGAAAAAUAUUUACAUGAAUUCGGUUAGGCUUCACCUAUCAGGGAUAAUCAAAAUUCUAAUGAUCCUUAUAACUCUCUUUUCAGGCAUCCUUAUGACAUACACGAAUCACAUAAUUUUUGUGGCAGUUAAAUCUACCAAAAUUGGUCAAUGAUCAGAGAUACACAUUCAAUGUUAUUAUGGAUAGUGUGAUCAAUAAUUGAGGCAAAGUAUUUUUUGUGGAUGCUCCCGGUGGAACUGGGAAAACCUUUUUGAUUAAUUUACUGUUGGCUAAAGUGAGAUUGGCAGGAGGUACAGCACUGGCUGUAGCAUCCUCAUGAAUCACAGCAACGCUUCUCAAUGGAGGCAGGACUGCUCACUUGACUUUCAAAUUACCAUUGAAUGUAUUUUUGAUGGAGAAUCCAUUUGUCUGAUCUGUAAAAAUGGCCCACUUUUGAAAAAUUCUCUGAGAAAUAUUAUUUAUAAUCUGGGAUGAGUGUACGGUGAGUCAUAGGGCUCAUAUUGAAGCUGUUGAUCGAUUUUUACAAGAUCUUAGAUCGAAUAAUAGACUGAUGGAUGGUAUAACCUUUGUUUUUGCUGGAGAUUUUCUGCAGACUUUACCUGUGAUUUCAAAAGGUACAACAGCUGAUACAAUAAAAGCAUGCUUAAAGUAUUUACGUAUUUGGAAUAGUAUUGAAAAACUCAAUUUGUGUAUGAACAUGAGAGCUCAUCUUGUAGGAGGAGAUCCCCCAUUUCUGAAACAGUUACUGAAAAUUGGUGACGGAACAGUAGACAACGAAAAUGACUACAUCACUGUCAGUCAAAACAUAGGUAAGAUAGUGAGUACAGUCAAUGAUUUGAUUUCUGAAAUUUAUCCUGAUAUUUCAGAUUUAUUGAAUAAACCAUAUCUUUGGUUGUGUGAAAGAGCCAUAAUUUCACCUAGAAAUAUAAUGGCAGAAGAAAUAAAUAACAUUAUUCUUGAAAAAGUCAAUGGUAACAACCGAGAUUAUCUAUUGAUUGAUACAGUUUUAAGCACUGAUGAUGCAGUCCAUUAUCCACAAGAGUUUCUUAAUGUUCUCAGCCCAUCUGGAUUCUCACCACAUAAAUUAAAAUUAAAAAUUGGUUCUCCAAUUAUGUUGUUAUGUAAUGUUCAUUUUCCCAAUCCCUGUAAUGGUAUCAAGUUACAAAUUACAGUUAUGUGCGACAAUAUCAUUGAAGCUAUAAUUUUCACUGGACCAGCGACUGGGGAAAUUGGGGCAUUUAUUUCUAGAAUCCCAAUGGUUCCUACUGAUCUACCAUUUAAAUUUAAAUGCUUACAAUUUCCAAUUAAAGUUUCUUUUGCUAUUACAAUUAACAAAUUGCAAGGCCAAACAUUCCAAUGUGUUGGAGUGGAUCUUUGUAUGGAGAGUUUCUCCCAUGGCCAAUUGUAUGUAGAGCUUUCCAGAACUGGAAAUCAUAACAAUCAAAUAAUUUUGAUAUGAACAGGUGACAAAAUUCAAAAUAUAACUUAUUCAGAUAUUUUAUGAUUUUAUUUUUUUUAUAUUUUGCAAAACUCUACUGCAAUACUAGACAUUGAUCACCCAAAAAUAAUUAAUGAACAAUUAGUUCAAAUUUUUGA